AUGAAGCUCCAUUUUUAUGAAAAUGAAGUUAAAACUGCCGCUAAAAACUACCAGGACGAUAUUUUGAAACAUGUUGCCAAACCUCUAAAUGUUGCACUGCUAAAAGUCAUUGGAUUUUCCAGCAGGAUUCCGCUCCAGCUCACAAGGCCAGGUCAACUCUGCAAUGGCUGCAAAAUAAUAUUCCAGAGUUCAUCUCUGCCUUGGAUUGGCCCUCAGGAAGCUCUGAUCUCAAACCACUAG
Molecule: messenger RNA, 240 nt
Organism: Nezara viridula (southern green stink bug)
Lineage: Eukaryota; Metazoa; Arthropoda; Insecta; Hemiptera; Pentatomidae
Source: the annotation of a GenBank genome assembly